AAUAAGCCCGUCCUUUCCCUCCAAGAGUGCUGGAGCUGAGCAGCCAGGCCAAACAAGCUGUCAUCUAUGCUCAGCCUGUGGGGCUGAUGCAGUGGAGUGUUCAGUUGCUAGGGACCCUGUAGGCCUGGGAGCAAACACACCAGCUAAUCCCAUGCAGGGAAUGGGGACCUUCCGACUGGGGAGAAGGACCGUGAUGUACACCGUGGAAACCAUCCCUAAAGGGAAGAACCGAGUGCUGGGGACCAUCCAGAUCAUGACUGGCUUCAUACACAUUAGCUUUGGGAUCAUUCUCAGCACCUUGACCAGUGUAUAUACCUCAUUCUUUGUGUCUGGAGAGAUCCCCUUCUUGGGAGGAGCAUCCUACAUUGUCUCUGGAUGCCUCUCCAUUGGCGCUGAGAAGAGCCCUACAGAAUGUGCAGUAAAAGGCACCCAAGCCAUGAAUAUCAUCAGUGCCAUCUUUGCAUUGCUUGGAAUACUGGCUGUUAUUGUAGAUCUGAGCAGAAAUGGAUCAUUUCAUUCUGAUAACCAUCACUAUUCCUUGGUGAUGACAGGCAACAGGAUCGCCAUUGUAUUGCUGACAUUCACCAUCCUGGAAUUUUGCAUCGCAUGUGCCACUGCAUAUUUUUGGUGCCGAGCAACCCGCUCUGACGCCAAUGAGGCCAUAUUGAUUGAACCAAAUGCCAUCAGGACAGAUACUGAAGUACCUUCUGUGGAAUCAUCAACAGCAAACUUUCCACCAAGUUCCAAUGAUGUAAGUUACGAUCUAAAAGUAGAGACUGUGUAGAAGACGCCAAGGAAUCUGGAUGGAAAAAUCACACUAGCCAACCUCUUUUGAGGUAUAAAAGCUGGCCCUUUCCUGCAUGACAGAUUACCUUCAAUUACUGUCAGUAUCCUAGCUGCCAGGCCAGUGAGGCCAAAGGGACUCUCUCUCUCCUUUCUUCAAUAUGGCCUUGGUUCCAGGCUAAGACAAGAAGCAUGUGGCUUGAUAUGCUCUGCUUUGGACUAGGAGGUAACACACAGACUCCUUUUUGCAUAGGCUAUGUAUGGAAAUAGCCAUGAGUUUGGCAAAUGGAUCAUUAACAUGUUAAAAUGUGUUUGAAGACUGUCUUGAUAUAGUAUUGGCGGUGGUCACAAGACCCAGAGUGGAAAAUGAAACAGAAGCAUAGGCAAGCCACGAGUGCAUUUUCUCUGGCUGGCCCCAUUGCUGAUCCUGGUACAAGAUGAAAGCAACCAGUCUGUGCUGUUGGUUUGGAUGAAUCAAUGCCUAGUGUUGCAGUUGGGCUGAUAGACUUUAUCAAACUCGAGUCUCCUGAGGAGUAGCCAACUAGUAAUGAGACUGCCUUGGCCCCAAUCACAGCAAUUGCCCCUCUUGUGCUUCCAUAUGGAAGCAUGGGUGUAGUAUAAUGAAGUGUACCUGAGACAUCAUUUGAAUUGCACAAAUGAAGCUGAUUGGUCUUCUGAAUUUUAUCAGCAAUGCUGGAUGUUCUUGAGCACUGCCUACUUCAUCUAUUUCUCGUCAUUGUACAUACACACCAAUAAAGCUUAUUCAUAUAGCAGCUUCUGCUCGGGAGAAUUUUCUGCUGGUUUAUUACUUAGAGGGGGGAAACACACCCUCUUUGUGGUGACAUAGCUUACAGCUAUGAAUGAGCUAACACAGCAGUUAUGUAUCUCCUUUUUCACUAGCUUUGGCCUGCUUCAGCCACUGAACCAUAUGCAAACAUCCUGUCCAAAAACACUAGAGAGCAUCCUUUCUACAUUCCUGAUCAAUGAUCUCCUCCAGCUUUGGUCAUUCUGAAGCUGGUCACUGCCAUCUCAUGCCUGGAUGCCUCAUAUAAAAUGACAACUGAGGAUAUCGGAAAACUUCUGGCAACAUCUUUGCAGUCAUUGGCUUCCAUGAUGAACUUCUAGCAUUUCCUCAUAUGAUUCUAGGUCAGCUGUAACACUGAGGCAGGUCCAGGGUUAAGAGAUGCAGGUCCCUAUGGGACUUAUUUCUGCUCCUGUCUUGGCAAGAAAAGGUGAGCCCUCCUUGUUUAAAAAGGAAGUGACUUUCCAAACAAGUAGUGUCUGCUACAAGGAGGAAGACAUCUGGGUUGCAGUCCUGCACCUAGCUAAAGCCCCACUGAACUUAAAGCCCCAUCGAACUGAAUCCGUUUCAAUUGCCUAUUUGAGUGCAGGACUGAAGCCUCUGAGCACAGUCUAUUGGAAAAACGGAAAUUCUUCUGCAGAAGCAUGAUUAAAAUAAAUGGGAGCUGAACAAGAAUGUGAAGUCCUCUUGUGCAGCUCCCAUUCAUGUCAAUGGGGCUUGGGAAGAAGAACGUUGAGGUAGCUUAUGUUCUUGAUUUCCAUGGGUGGUGAGCUUUUUGACGGCAUGUUGUGUAAGUAGUAGUUGGUGUUUUUGAAAUCCUGUCAUUAUUGUUAAGGAACUGGGAAUAGCUAGAUGAGGACCCAUUUUAUUGACUUCUGAGCAUCUUGGUUAACAUUUCUUCAGAGCAUGGGUUUUGUUUUGUUUUUGGAAGAUUUCUACUGACUAUCUCAUGCCUGUCUGUGAAACAGGAAUACCUAGUUUUGGGUGACCUCACAGAGGUCCUGUUCUUAUAGCUGUUCCUUUGGUCCUUUGCAGGGCAAAUGUAGAUUUUAGAUUCUUCAGGUGAUUCACUCUUUGUAUGUUUGAUCUUGCUUUUUGUGGAUAUAUUUUUUAAAAUAAAAUAAAACAUGAACCUGAAACAGCA
This is a messenger RNA of Hemicordylus capensis (graceful crag lizard), 2729 nucleotides long. RefSeq names its product membrane-spanning 4-domains subfamily A member 12-like. Gene Ontology annotation, biological process: cell surface receptor signaling pathway. NCBI's taxonomy places the organism in Eukaryota, Metazoa, Chordata, Lepidosauria, Squamata, Cordylidae. Bases 152 to 784 code for a protein of 210 amino acids. The record is from RefSeq and is a predicted model, not a curated record. The transcript has 6 exons. Gene Ontology annotation, cellular component: plasma membrane.